Messenger RNA from Fusarium poae, 639 nucleotides. RefSeq lists its product as uncharacterized. NCBI's taxonomy places the organism in Eukaryota, Fungi, Ascomycota, Sordariomycetes, Hypocreales, Nectriaceae. The record is from RefSeq and is a predicted model, not a curated record. Bases 1 to 639 code for a protein of 212 amino acids. The transcript is spliced from 4 exons.
AUGCAAGCCGAAUGGCGUGCGCUUGACAAUAUGCAAGUCGAAUGGCGUGCAUUCGACUUCUACAGGGUCUUGCCCUCAAGGCCUGUAAAGCGACCGAGCGCUAAGCCUUGUGUUGGCUCCAAACUUCUUCCUGUGGCUGCUGAACGCCGUGAAGAUAUUUCCAACUUGAUUCACAAAUUCGGUUUCGAGAUGCCCCGUUGUUCGGCGUGUUUUCGUGCGGAGCGUCCUCAUUGCGUUGUUUCUGAGGGAAAGCAGCGCUGCGAUUUCUGUGUGUCCAAAAAGUACUUUAACUGUGACUUCGGCGUUGCGCGAGUAUCUCGUGAAAAGGAUCGUAUUGAUGAGCAAAAGGAGCAGGCGGAGGCAGAUCUUCAGGAUGCCUUGGCUCGUCUCCAGAGGUUACGUUGUCAGGAAAAACAUUUGCGUGAGAAAGCUGCCGAGAUGGUGCGUCGGGGAUGUGAGGAUUUGGAUGAAUUGGAGGCCUCAGAGGCGCAGGAAUCCUCCGAUCGUCAGGCGGCUGAGUCUUCUGCUUUGAAUGACAUCCAGUUGCUUGAGGGUAAUGAUGUUAUUGACUGGAGUUCCGUUCCCGAUUCUUUCUUCCUUGGGGCUGGUGGAAGUUCUUCAGGAGUCGUUGAGCAUUAA